This is a messenger RNA of Polypterus senegalus (gray bichir), 4032 nucleotides long. Its product is annotated as vacuolar fusion protein MON1 homolog B-like. Gene Ontology annotation, biological process: protein targeting to vacuole; vesicle-mediated transport. Bases 395 to 2389 code for a protein of 664 amino acids. Lineage: Eukaryota; Metazoa; Chordata; Cladistia; Polypteriformes; Polypteridae. The transcript has 6 exons. The record is from RefSeq and is a predicted model, not a curated record.
UGUAUUAUUGUAGUACUGUACUGUCAAAUGUACUUAUUUAUUUAUUUAUUUAUUAGAGUAUAGUAGGAAUUUUACCCAGGUGUCGUUUUGUAAGAUUUAUAUUUUAGAAAUUAAAUUUAUUUAUUUUUUGCUUUUACUAUCAGUUGAUCAUGAAACAACCUAUGUAACCAGCUUGAGAGGGAUCACAGUGUUGUUAGGCCCGGUUUCAGCUCCUGAAGAAAUCCGAUUAAAACCACUUGACUCGGUUAGGAAAGGAGACGUAAUCAACUUGUCCUCAGGAAUCUCUAUCGGGCGCCGCUGAAGCUGUUGCUGUUGUUGCAGCUGCGUGACGCAGUGCUAUACGAAGGGUUCGCUCGCUUACGCUUAAAUUUACAAGGUGUUCUGGGAUGGUGACAUGGACAGGAAACAUCCAGAGAAUGAGGAAGCACUGCAGUCUAAGUCCUUAUCUUGGUGCAGCCCUUGUCUUACAGACAAUGCAGAGCCAGCACCUAUUAGUACAAAUGCUACACUCGAUGUUGGAGAUUCAGAGCUUGAUGUAGAUGGACCAUCUCUCACUGAAAGGGAUCCUUAUGACAAUGAGCUCCUUGAAAAACAGACUGAAGUAGUUAUUGCAGAAAGAGCUGACAACACUGAUGAUGAGAAAGAAGACAAAUGUGGCGGUUUACAUGCAGAGUCUCUGGAUCAGGAAGCUGAGCAGAUGCAAAAUGCACUCAAAGAAGUGGAUAGCUUUAAAUCAACAUUUUCUUUGGCUAGUAAAGUGCAGCCAAAGGAAGAUGAAUGCAUCCAAAAGGAUAAAUGUGAACUAGGAAAACUGGAUAUAGAAGAUGAAGGUAGCAGUGAAGAUCGUGACUUAUCUGACUCUGUUUCCACGGAUAACACUUUGGAGGAUUCAAGCGAAUUUGGGCAUCCGGCCCCUGUACUAGCUGGAUCAACUGGAAACCAUAUAGAAGGUCCAGGAGGUAGAAUGUCGGGCCCUUCCUCUCCUCUUUUGGAGCAAAGUGGGGGCUCCUCAGCCCUUUCCCACCGUGAUGAAGAUGUAACCACAGAAAGUUGGAGACUGCACCGGAAACACGUGUUUGUGCUCAGUGAGGCUGGCAAACCCAUCUACUCUCGCUAUGGCAAUGAGGAGGCACUGUCUUCCACCAUGGGAGUCAUGAUGGCUCUCGUGUCCUUUGUCCAAAGUGGUGAAAAUCUGAUUCGAUCCAUCUACUCUGAGGACCACAAGGUGGUGUUUGUUCAACAGGGCCCUCUGGUUUUGGUAUCGGUGUCCCGGGGUCGUCAGUCUGAGCAACAGUUGCGAAAGGAGUUGCAGUACGUGUACUAUCAGAUCAUCAGCAUGCUGACACAAGGAAGUGUGGCCCGCAUCUUUGAGCGCAAGAAGAACUAUGACCUAAGGAGACUGCUGGCUGGCUCUGAGAAGAUAUUAGAUGGCCUCCUAAACUUUGUGGACUCCGAUCCCAGCUUUCUUUUGUCUGCUGUGCACUGUUUACCGUUGUCUUCAUCAUUACGGGAUUCACUUAGUUUGAUACUUCAGAAAGCCAUCACCCCUAAUUUAGUAUUCUCCAUCCUUAUUGCAAACAACCAGCUUCUGACUAUUGUUCAGGAGAAAGCAGUUAUUGAAGAUGCAAGGCUGGAACCAGCUGAUUUGCAUCUUCUCCUCAAUUUGAUCAGAGCUUCUUCAGCUUUUCAAGCUGGUGAAAUUUGGACUCCAAUCUGUCUACCACUGUUUAAUCCAGAUGGUUAUUUUUAUGCUUACAUCUCUUACUUGGACCCUCCUGAAUGUACUGUAUGUCUGCUUCUGCUCUCCACGGAUAAAGAAGCCUUCUACUCUGUGGCAGAGUGCAAACGACGCAUAGAGGAGAGCAUGCGGACUCAAAAUUCUCUUCAGUCUAUUGCAGCCAUACAGUCUUACAGUGUGGUGCAGGUUGGCGUCUCUGACUUGCGGCACUUCAUGUACAAGCCUUUUGAUGUUCCAGACAACUGCAAGCAGCUGACUCAGUUUACAAGCCCGGAGAUGGAAGCACCCUACUCUACAGAAGAGGAGCGACAUCGCCUGUUUGAUAUGUAUCGCUAUCUGCACAGCCGAAUCCACAGCUCCUCUCGGCCGUUGAAGCUCAUCUACCAUGUUGCUGAGAAGGAGACUCUGCUGGCCUGGGUGACCAGUAAAUUUGAGCUCUAUACAUGCUUCAGCCCAUUGGUGACAAAGACCUCUGCAAUCAAUGCCAUUACCAAACUGCUCCGUUGGAUUAAGAAAGAGGAAGACCGACUGUUUAUUCGUUACCCACCCAAAUAUUCCACCACACCCAACCCCAGCAAGGGCUCCCGGGGGGCCAAAGGGGGCUCUGACAGGCAGGACAUGACUGACAAUGGUUUUCUUUCACUUCUGUAGAAGAGAAUCUGCUCACUUGGACUUCAGCAAUUACAGACUGUCUUGUUUAAGCCUUUUAGUCUGUGACUUUUUAUAUAUAUAUAUAUAUAUAUAUAUAAAAAUGAAUGAAGUCAUAUCCUGGCCACCUCUUCCACCAUGAAUGAAUCUGCUGUGCUAUGAACAGAAGUCAGUGUUUACAGUUUAGAGCACAUAACUGCACAUCAGGUCAGACUGGGCACUAGUGGGCUUCUCUUUACCCACAAACUCCUAAAUACUUAAGCAGAUGAUUUGGUUAACAAUUAGCAAGUCCUGUUACAGUGUUGACGUUGUAUGGUUCAUCUGAGGCAUGCUACAUGGGAGUCACAUUGUCUUUAUGGCUCCUACUAAGCCAUAAUCUAAUGGCUCUCCCGACUGCUCUGGCACUUCUAAACAUCAAUCCUUAGAAUUCUCAUCUCCUGUUCGGCGGUGAAAAAUACUUUACUUUUCAGCACGUUUUUAUUCAGAGAAUUUUGUUCACAUAGCACUGCUCUGGGUACAAAUAAAAAAGUAGAAAGCUGUUCAGUUUUAAUUUGACUUUUAGGAAAUUGGGCAUGAAACUUGAAGAAGAAAGCUGUAAGUUGUAUUUGUCAUUUAUACAUGUAUUGUUGUGCCAUUCCCCAAAAUAACAUCAGUAGAUGCUUUCAUGUUUUAUCAGUAUAUACAAAAAGUCCUAAACUAGACUACAAAAAAUUCAUGGAUGGCUUUGAUGGGGGAUAAAUGUAUACAUGGAAGGACUUUAAUUAUAACCUGGCAUUGGCCAAAGAGCCUCCUCUUAAAGAGCUGGGCGCUUCAAGCUGGUCAAUUCCUAGAACAAUUGGGAAGCUUGAUUUCAGCAAAAGCAAGCUUUCCAUGCUCUCCAAGUACAGAGGUGCAGCUUUAAUGGUGGAGGCACAGUUGUCUACUUGUCUUUCAGCCGUCAGUCUAAAUACUUUAUAGCACUUUUCAUGCUCCCAGGAACAUCGAUCCUGAUAUGUGAAACCUACUGUACUAAAUUAAGACAGAGGUCUGCUCCUGCAUGGACUUCUGCUGUGUGCAUCACUUGUGCCCCUCAACUCCUUCAUCCUCCAGUCCUCCUUUGACUCCCUUUCAAUAUAUUUGAUCCACUCUAUGAUUCAGUGACUACUAAGUGCACGCUUUGGACCCAAAGAUUCAUCUCAGACUUACAACCACAGAAAAAUAAAUCCAGUAUUUUAAGGUUAACGCAUAAACGACUUUAACGUUUGAUUUCUGUUGAUUAAGAAUUGUUUGUGCAUCACAGAAUGUCUGCCGCUCUGUGCAGCUUGUUUGGCCUUAACUCCCAUGGCAAUCCUGUGACUGAUGCUGCCUACUUAAAGAGGCCACUAGAGCGGCUGCUGUCGGACUGUUAGUCACUUGGUAGAAGAAAACUCCUGCUUCUGUUUCCCUGCCAUUCAUGAACUGUGUGAGAAUUUUUAAUGUAGCUGGGGAGAGGAGUAUCAUGGGAGACUUCUUCCUAUUUACUCUUGCUGAUGGAGGCUGUACCGCACAUGAAGAUGUUCAAUCCAUUCACAAGUUCUCCCUUGCCUUUUGUAUAGAAAUUUGCUGAAAAGGUCAUUGUAAAAUAUAUUUGCCCUUUUUUUUUAAAUUAAACAUUUGAGGACAACUCA